GGAUCCAGGGCUCCCAACACAGAUCCAGGCCCCCCAACACGGAUCCAGGCCCCCCAACACGGAUCCAGGGACUCCCAACACGGAUCCAGGGACUCCCAGCACGGAUCCAGGGACUCCCAGCACGGAUCCAGGGCUCCCAACACGGAUCCAGGGAUUCCCAACACGGAUCCAGGGACUCCCAACACGGAUCCAGGGACUCCCAACACGGAUCCAGGACUCCCAACACGGAUCCAGGGCCCCCAACACGGAUCCAGGGAUUCCCAACACGGAUCCAGGGAUUCCCAACACGGAUCCAGGGACUCCCAACACGGAUCCAGGCCCCCAACACGGAUCCAGGGACUCCCAACACGGAUCCAGGGCCCCCAACACGGAUCCAGGGACUCCCAACACGGAUCCAGGGAUUCCCAACACGGAUCCAGGGCUCCCAACACGGAUCCAGGGAUUCCCAAAAGGGAUCCAGGGCUCCCAACACGGAUCCAGGGCCCCCCAACGUGGAUCCAGGGACUCCCAACAUGGAUCCAGGGACUCCCAACACGGAUCCAGGGAUUCCCAACACGGAUCCAGGGACUCCCAACACGGAUCCAGGGAUUCCCAACACGGAUCCAGGGAUUCCCAACACGGAUCCAGGGCUCCCAACACGGAUCCAGGGAUUCCCAAAAGGGAUCCAGGGCUCCCAACAUGGAUCCAGGGCUCCCAACAGGGAUCCAGGCCCCCCAACACGGAUCCAGGGCCCCCAACACGGAUCCAGGACUCCCAACACGGAUCCAGGGAUUCCCAACACGGAUCCAGGGGCUCCCAACACGGAUCCAGGGACUCCCAACACGGAUCCAGGGACUCCCAACACGGAUCCAGGGCCCCCAACACGGAUCCAGGGCCCCCAACACGGAUCCAGGCCCCCCAACACGGAUCCAGGCCCCCCAAAACGGAUCCAG
Zonotrichia albicollis (white-throated sparrow) is the source of this 932-nucleotide messenger RNA. The record is from RefSeq and is a predicted model, not a curated record. Lineage: Eukaryota; Metazoa; Chordata; Aves; Passeriformes; Passerellidae.